AUGGGUCAGAAACAGUCGAAGCUUUCCCCGCAGCAGCUGGACGAGCUGGUCAAGACCACGCAUUUUGAUAAGAAGGAGCUGCAGCAAUGGUAUAAAGGCUUCCUCAAAGACUGCCCGUCCGGCCACCUCAACAAGGAAGAAUUCCAGAAGAUCUACCGCCAAUUCUUCCCCUUUGGCGACCCAUCCCCCUUUGCAAAUUAUGUGUUUCGCGUCUUUGACUCGGAUAACAGCGGCACCAUCGACUUCAAGGAGUUUAUAUGCGCGCUCUCGGUGACGUCGCGCGGCAGGAUGGAGGAUAAGCUGGACUGGGCGUUUCAGCUGUAUGAUAUCGAUGGCGAUGGCAAGAUUACCUAUGAUGAGAUGUUGGCUAUUGUCGAGGCUAUAUAUAAGAUGGUCGGCUCCAUGGUCAAGCUGCCCGAAGACGAAGACACGCCCGAGAAACGAGUAAAGAAGAUCUUCAACAUGAUGGACAAGGACGAAAACGGCAGUUUGGACAUGGAUGAGUUCAAGGAAGGCAGCAAGCGGGAUGAGACGAUUGUCAGUGCUCUGUCUUUGUACGAUGGGUUGGUUUGA
This is a messenger RNA of Talaromyces atroroseus, 573 nucleotides long. RefSeq names its product Calcium-binding protein NCS-1. Gene Ontology annotation, cellular component: cytosol; membrane; intracellular membrane-bounded organelle. The coding region runs from base 1 to 573 and encodes 190 amino acids. The record is from RefSeq and is a predicted model, not a curated record. Gene Ontology annotation, molecular function: calcium ion binding. The transcript has 4 exons. Lineage: Eukaryota; Fungi; Ascomycota; Eurotiomycetes; Eurotiales; Trichocomaceae.